This is a messenger RNA of Argentina anserina (silverweed cinquefoil), 607 nucleotides long. RefSeq names its product sigma factor binding protein 2, chloroplastic-like. Bases 133 to 528 code for a protein of 131 amino acids. Lineage: Eukaryota; Viridiplantae; Streptophyta; Magnoliopsida; Rosales; Rosaceae. The transcript has a single exon. The record is from RefSeq and is a predicted model, not a curated record.
UUGUUAUAAAUCGGUAUUAAAAAAAAGUUUGUUAUAAAUCCACUUUCCUACUCUGUCUACUUCAAAUAUUCACUCUUUUUCGAAACAUUUCUUAGUGCGCCUUUUUGCAAGUGUUCGAUAAAUUGUCUUGAAAUGGAUAUGUUGGGAGUGAACAACCGGAGCCCCAAGCAGAGCAAGAGAAGCAGGUCUUCAAAGGGGGUGAAGGUCGUGUACAUAUCGAGCCCCAUGAAGGUUCAGACUAGUGCCUCUAAGUUCAGGGAUCUUGUGCAGGAGCUCACCGGCAGAGACUCCGACGCCGAGCGGUUCAUGGAGACUAACGGCGGGGACGGUCACCACAAUCAGAACGUUGCCGACUUUUCUUAUGAGAAGCAACUCAAGGCUGCCGAUUGUGACCAUCAUGUAUUCCCUCAUCGUCAGAUUCCUUUCUCCAAUUCGAUUUAUGAGUUCCCUUAUUUCUCCGACUCUUUGUUUGAUUCAUUUACUGGGCAUUUUGAGCUCGACGCUCUCAGAAGCUUUGAUCAAUUUUAAGUCUUAUAGCUAGUAGGGAUAUGUAAUUACCCAUUACAGAUAUGUAUCCUGUUUCAUUUAUUUAACAUACUUUGCUUAA